Molecule: messenger RNA, 10784 nt
Organism: Haliotis rufescens (red abalone)
Lineage: Eukaryota; Metazoa; Mollusca; Gastropoda; Lepetellida; Haliotidae
Exons: 12
Coding region: 204-1361 (385 amino acids)
Biological process (GO): negative regulation of TOR signaling; neurotrophin TRK receptor signaling pathway; negative regulation of protein kinase activity
Cellular component (GO): cytoplasm
Source: RefSeq, a predicted model, not a curated record
GCGUCACAUCUGUCUCAUGUCGGAUAACAAGCUAUACUCCGACCUAGGAACUGUCAAACCAAUGCUAAGUGGUGUGAGCACCGAUUUUCAAAGUUGAGUUAAUACUCGAAAAGCUGAGAGUUGAAUUUUAAAGCAUAUAAUAUAUUCAAGGACUACAGUAUUCAGAAACCACUGGUACCUCUAAGUGAGUUUACAGUAACAGUAUGUCAGUGUACUCUUGUGGCUGCUUGAAUGUUAAGAUCCAUACAAGGGACAUCCACCCACUUGACAAUAUUGGUGAUGAUGGUUCACAACCAUUCCUUGGUCGGAGAGUUGCAGAGGCAAUGCUGGAUGACAAAGGCAUUGUCAUAGAGCAGUCCUACCUGCUGCACCGACAGAGCACCAGCUCAGGAUGGGUGCAGUAUCAGUGCGUCAACUGCAACUGGCGCACCCAUGCAGUUCGUACGUCGGACACCCGUUCCGUGCUCAUCAACCUCCAGUUGGAGUCAGACCCAUCAGUCCUCCUUCGCCUCACCCGGUCCCCAGACUUCUCCUUCGUCUACCACAUCGUCAUGCAGAAUCACAACUUCCAGGACGUUCCCAUGCCAGAUGGGUCUGUGUACGAGUCUCUGGCAUCAGGGGUCUCAACUGUGGAAGAUCAGGCAGACAAUUUUGUUGAGCAAGAACAGUCUGCCAUGGAGGAACGCAUCAGGAACUUUGAGCAUGAGCAGAGGACGUUGUUUGGGCAGCUCCAGGCGAGGUGCGACAAGGAGAAAGCACAGAUGUUGCGCCUUUUGAUGAAGGCUGUCAACGAUGUGCCGCAGUCAGACAGGGGAGACAACUCUGGAAAGACUUCAGAAACAUCUAGAUCCCCCAGAUCCACAACCAAUCCUGCCAAAUCUUCAGUCGGAGGGCGCAGUAGUGCCAAGACACGAUGUUAUAGCGAAUAUGAUCAGAACCCUGACUCAGAAGCUCUGUUCUACCUGGAUGAGUUGGAGCCGGAGCUCGAGGAGCCUUUCUAUGAGUCAGAUGAUGAUGUGCCUGGAAAACUCUCCGAGAGCAGCUCGUCACACAAUCGGACUCUAUCUGGCAGCGGAAAAACUGAUCUCUACUCCACAUCAGUACCAAUCUCUGUCCCCAUGUGGCGAGGUCGAAGGUCAUCCAGCACGGAGGAGGAGGAGGAGGAAGAGGUGACCCCAGCUGACCCAGACCAGAUGGCAGCAAACAUGCAAGCACUGGCUCAGAGCAUCACCGACACUGGGCGCUACAUCUUUGGUGAACGUCCACGUCCUCGUCUGAACACCGGUGAUGCCAUGACCCGCUACGCUGAGCGACCACGACAGAGGCUCAACACAACUGACUCGGUCUCUCGUAGGAAGUGAAUCUGGAAUGACUGUGCAUUGUUUGCUACUUAAGGAUUGAUGUUGACAAUAACAGUGUUGUGUAAUCGUAAAGGUGUUACACUAACGGGUUGCGUCAGUCUAGGAACAAGUUACAGUAUGCUUCUCUUUCAUAGAUCUCUGAGACUCUUCAAAAACAAGUAGGGAUGCAGUCUCUGUGGACUCAUUCCAUCCGAUCUCUUGGCAUACAGAGAUUGCGUUGUCCUCGCUAGGCUUUCACAAAAUAUAAGACUCAGUAUUUGGUUGUGAGUUAUCUCCCUUUUCAGUGUCAACUAAGUAUAAGAUUAUUUCAUGAACAUAUAUCAUUUAUGACAUUUUUUAAGAUAUUGAUACAAGCCUUUAGGAUGGAUAACAUAAGUUAUCAUUUGAGAGGGUGUCCAAAUAUGAUGGUAGUACAUUUUGUAGGGUUAUGUUUUUGAGUUGACUCAUGGGUCCGUGUCAUCAUUUAUUAUGGGAGUGUGUUUUCUGUAAAGACAAAUCUUGAUCUGUUAGCUUUUGGAAUGCAGAACAUCAUUUGUCAUAGCUUCAGUCAUGAUUUGGUACAUAACUUGGAUAUGGAGAAAAACAGUCACCAUAGAAACGGUGAAUUGGUGAAUACGCCACAGGGAUGAAGAUGAUGGCCACUAGACAGUUCACGUUCAUUAAAUUGGUUCAUAAACUAGGAGCUUCCAUCCAUGAUAUAUGUUACAGGAUAUGAGUGUUCUGUAUAUAUGAAACGGUUGGUGCACACUGGUUGGUUGAAACAGGGCAUGGGAGCUUGUUACCAUAGUUGCUGUUUGUGUAACUGUAUGCCCAAUGAAAGGCCAUGUUGAGGACGAUGCUGGCAGUGAGCAAACCGGUCCUUGGAUUUAGCUCUCAAAUUAUUCCAUCUGAAGAAAAGCCUGAGAUAAGGGAAGAAGACCUUUUGUUUUGUCUUCGUCAAACAUUCAUUUAUAAAAUUUAGUUACAGGUGUCUUGAUAUUUAUAAUGUUUAAAUUGAAUUUGCUAUGGCCGUUUUUACCGACUCCAAGUGUCCGUUUCCACCAAAUGCAAGUGGCUUUUUUCAACUGAAGCUGUUUGGAUACAGAUUUUGGGCUGACACAAAUGUCCAACAACUAAUCAUGAUCACACAUCAAGAUAGAUGAGCAGUGUCUCUAUGAAAAUAGUCACUUCCUGUAUGAUGCAGAUUGCUGUAUAGUAUUGAACCUAGUGAUGUAAUGAAGCAUUAUUGGAGUCAGUGUGAAAUCACUAUUAUCGGUGAUUGUCAUACUGAUUUUAGAACUCAUCAAGUGCCAAUGUUUGAUUGUUCCUGCUGUUUAUAUACUACUCAAAAUUUGCUAAGGAACAAAAGUCAUCUGUAGUCAAAGGUGUGAUCCUUAGCAAAUGUUGAGUAGUAUCCAUGUACAUAGAUGUGAGGAAUGUGCUAUUUGUUAUCACUCUUUUAAUCAUCAGACACCAAUGAGUAUGGGAGUCACCAACACAUUAUGUUUGUAUAUAACUGUUGUGACUUUAUCCAGGGUUUAAAAUGAGGUCCUGUUUUGUCUUAGACCCAUCUGAAAGGGCAAACAAAGUUCUAAAUUGUUUGAUAAUGUGUGAUGUGUCCUGCAUUUAGUCCAUCUUGUCCUGCAGCUAUUUGAGAAUAGUCAUUCCGUGACAAACGUACAUGUCUGCUAGACCAGAGGUAUACAGAAUCCAGUUCCCAUCAGCCAUUUCAGGGACUGUUGAUAGUAAAUAUAUGGGAGCUGCAGUCAUCCUAGCACUACGACUGUCAAAAGUAAUUAUAAUUAAUAUUUGAGAGGGAUACUGGGCUAUUUCAUGCUGUUAUUGAACUACAUCUUAAAUGUCAAAUUUGUAUUUUCCAAGUUUGUGUAACGAUGUGUUCCUGAAGAGAUACGAUGUAAUUUUUUUUCUGCGAAGACAAACACGCUUUUGUUGCAAAUGUAGGGAUGGUGUUUGCAUGGUGCUGAGCUUAUUCUGAUUCACUUUAUAGACGGUGUAUAUAAAUUAGCAUCAAUUUUUUAGGCUUGUACAGGGGGGUCCCUUUAUACAUGGGGUUGCUUUAUCGACAGCGAUAUAUGGUACUUACAUUUAUCAUCGUUAUUGACUUCAAAUAUAGCUGUAUGGCAAUAUAGGAUACUAAUUGUAUGACACCAUCUCCAAGCAGCCAAUCACUCACAUUCAGGUCCCAUGCACAGAAUAUCCCUAUCAAAUGUUUUGUAGUAUAAACAGGAGUUGCAGUCAUCUUAGCGCAGAUUGCUUUUGUGGAAUGGGGCCCAGGAUAAUGAUAAUGGAUAUUUUGACGUGGUGGUUUGACUUGCGCGCACCUAUAAAAUUUCAGUCUAAUUGUUUGCUUGCUUUGUCAAUAUGAAGGUGUGAAUGCUUGUUUAAUACUUAUGCUUUGUAGCUGUCAAGUUUCUAUGGAUCUGUGAUGUUGCUGUGGAGUUUAUCCUAUUUACAGCUUGAAAAGUUUUCUAUUUCUAAAACCGUGAAUAUCAGUGUAUUGCGAAUUUGUAACUUGUGUUUUGUUAAGGUGAUGACAAGUUUUGCCAAAAGGCAAAUAAUACACAAAGACACGCACAAAUGACAAUGACUGUCAAUUGCCUAAAAUUUGUAAUUAAUACCUUAAACAUGCACGAUUUCCAAAUUGCCCUGGAUAAACUUGAAUAAGCCAUGUUGAUAUUUUGUAUUAAUGCUGCAAAACAUGUAUAAUAUCGUAUAAAUACUUGGUUGUUGUUUUACCUUGGUUGCCAGUGAUGCACCAUCAUUUUGAAUGGCUUUUGUCAUUUUGUGUGAAUUUAUAUGGUGACCUUCACAUUGAUUUUAUUACUUAUAAUGAUGUACGGUCCUUAAUGACUUAACUAAAAUUGACUUUUUUGCCUUCAUGUACAGUGCUAUGGCCUAUGGCUGAUAUUUUCACAAAAGUCGCCAAAGGUAUCACAUGUGGACAAUAGUCAUUGCAUCAAUGAUUUGUUACCAUGGUUAUUACAUCGUGUACAUCACAUCAGCUGCUUGUGCACCAAGGCUAUGAAACUAUUUACAGAGGGUAGGGGUGAGCGAGUAUGGUUUAACGCCGCUUUUAGCAAUAUUCCAGCAAUAUCACGGCGGGGGACACCAGAAAUGGGCUUCACACCUUGUACCCAUGUGGGGAAUCAGUGUGAAGGGCGAACGCUUUAACCACUAGGCUGCUCCACCGCCCCAUAGAGUGUAUGGAGUAGUUUGAGCCCAACCAUGAUAACAGUUAUUGUUACUGGGGUAUGAUCUACAAUCUCUUUCUGACUUAUCCGAAUCCAUUUGAACUUGGUUGUAGUGCUAAAAACCCUAGCCUCCAGCAAUACCUUAAUGACCUACGAUAAGGUGAGGAUUUGUGAAAAAUAUUUUUCCAUGAAGUACUGUGUAAUCAAUGGUGCUUGUUACAUCUGUUCCAGUGGGCAAGGUGCUUCGAUGGUGUAAUGGUCUCAUAUUAUGUUUUGAUUGAAUGUUUAUGAAUUGUUUUUGGUUUUCAGUGCUAUGUGAAAAUAAUCUAUUUGUUAGCAUGUGUAAUUAGAACAUACCUUAAUAUUAACAUGACAUAACAGAAGAGACAAUUUGUAGACAUAGGUAGCUUGAGAAACUAUUUUCAGAGAUUAUGAUAAAUGUCUUAAAUCAAACCUGCUGUAUGGGGCAUUUCAUAUUUGUUUCUGGUCAGUGGUUUGUGCAGGAGUGAGUGAGUGAGUACGGUUUUACGUUGCUUUCUGCAAUAUUCCAGCAAUAUCACAGCUGGGAACACCAGAAGUGGGCUUCACUCAUUGUACCAAUGUCGGGAAUCGAAACCCGGGUCUUUGGCGUGGCGAACGAACAAUUUAACCUUCAGGCUACCCGACUGCCCGGGUUUGUGCAGGAGAAUUAUCAGCAACUGUAUGGGGAGUCCUUGUUCAUGUUCACAGAGGAACAACUUGGAGAUGUCUUGUGAUGUAGAUAAUACCUGAAGAAGGAGGCAUAUAUCAAAUACACCAGUGAAUACAAGUCAUUUGACCUGAGAUGUAUAUUUAUUAUUUUAUGGGCAAAGAUGUCAAAAUACUUUUGUGUGGAGUUAUUAAAUUAGUGUUGGCUGACAGUGUUUUCUAAACUGUUCAGUUAGUGUCUCAUGUAAGGCUAAAAAGAAAUAGUCUUGGUUCUCAGGCAUGGCCUGCAUCAUCAUAAAGUCUGCCGCACAUUUCGUUUUUAUGUGCAUUUUCAAAAAAAAAUCUUUUAAAUAUUUUGCAUCUCGAACACACGACCCAAGCAGUUAAAUGCUACAAUACCUUAGAACAUGAUUUCCCUGAAAUUAUUGUGAACAAAAUUUGGUUACAGACUAGCUUAACAAAAUAAAAAACAAUAGACUGCCCCCCACUCUCACAAUAAUCCCAAAAGCCAUUGCCCGAGAACCAGUUCUAUUAUGUUUUCAAGCCUAAGCACAGUCAGUAUUGGUAUCCUAGUGUAUGUGGGCAUCAGUUUCAUUAUUUGUUACAGAAUCUAGCUGUCUGAUUGGUCAGUUACCACUUUGUGAACACCCAUGAAUAUCGGCUUGCUGGCCUAUACGGGUAUCAGGUGUUUGGUAGGAUGUCAUUCGCUUGUCAUGUCACAAUUUACCCUGUUCUCACUUUGACUCGAUAGUGGUGAAGAUAGAUUUAAUUGUCACACAGAAGAGAGAGGAAACCUGUCCCUAAAUUCUUUGUAAGAAUUCAUAUGACAACCAGCCUGAAUUGUUUUGACUAAAAGGCUGUAGACAAAUCCAGUUUUAAAAAACAAUCUUCCCCAAGUUAAUAAUUUGUCAAUUUUAGUGAGCCCCAAAAGACCCUUCCUUACCUACCUCCUCACCCUUAGAAGAAUAAGGUUUGCUCACCCUUUGAAGAAUUAGGUUCGCUCAUCCUUUGCAGAGUGAGGAAUCGCUCGCCCUUGAAGAAAAAGGAUCGCUCACCUUUGAAAAAUAAGGAUCACUCACCCUUGAAGAGUGAGGAUUGCUCCCCCUUGAAGAGUAAGGAUCGCACAACCUUGAAGAGUAAGGAUCACUCACCCUCCAAGAGUGAGGAUCACUCACCCUCCAAGAGUAAGGAUCGCACAACCUUGAAGAGUAAGGAUCGCUCACCCUUUGAGUAUAAAGAUCGCUCAUCCUUUGCAGAGUGAGGAAUUGCUCACCCUUGAAGAGUGAAGAAUUGCUCACCCUUGAAGAGUAAGGAUCGCACAACCUUGAAGAGUGAGGAUCAUGGUGGAUCGAAUGUUCUUAUUUAUAAGGGGAACCAUGGUGUUUGAUUUAAGAUGACCAAUCGCUGACUUGCUCCUCCAUGUCGGAAUAAUGCUUCACCUGUUGCCUAAAGCUUGUGUCUGAAAUAUUUCAUCACAAUUCAUCUCCACAUGUAGUCUUGACAACAACACAGGGGCGGUCGGGUAGCCUAGUGGUUAAAGCGUUCGCUCGUCACGCCGAAGACCCGGGUUCGAAUCCCGUCAUGGGUACAAUGUGUGAAGCCCAUUUGUGGUGUCCCCCGCCGUGAUAUUGCUGGAAUAUUGCUAAAAGCGGCGUAAAACCAUACUCACUCACUCACUUGACAACCACAGUAAGUGGCUUGUGUCACUUGGCUAAUGUGUGCUGUGUGCAGUUGUGAAAAUAUUUACUAUUUGAUGGUUCUAUUUGGUUGAAAAUGCUUUCAGAUUUUAAUUAGAUUCCUUAUCAUCCUGUUUUGUACAUUUCAACACAGACUUGUGGCAAUUGCAUUAUUAUCAUUGCCAAAAUAUAUUUUGUUUGAUUUUUGGGUGGGUUGAUGGAUGAGUGGAUGGACUGAUGGAUGUUUUCCCACUGCCGUAUUGCAACCAACAUUGGUUGCUCGAGGUAUAGGGAUGGGAAGUCUGUUGCCAGAAGGUAUAGGGAUGGGAAGUCUGUUGCCAGAAGGUAUAGGGAUGAGAAGUCUGUUGCCAGAAGGUAUAGGGAUGGGAAGUCUGUUGCUAGAAGGUAUAGGGAUGGGAAGUCUGUUGCCAGAAGGUAUAGGGAUGGGAAGUCUGUUGCCAGAAGGUAUAGGGAUGGGAAGUCUGUUGCCAGAAGGAAUAGGAAUAGGGAUGGGAAGUCUGUUGCCAGAAGGUAUAGGGAUGGGAAGUCUGUUGCCAGAAGGUAUAGGGAUGGGAAGUCUGUUGCUAGAAGGUAUAGGGAUGGGAAGUCUGUUGCCAGAAGGUAUAGGGAUGGGAAGUCUGUUGCCAGAAGGUAUAGGGAUGGGAAGUCUGUUGCCAGAAGGAAUAGGAAUAGGGAUGGGAAGUCUGUUGCCAGAAGGUAUAGGGAUGGGAAGUCUGUUGCCAGAAGGUAUAGGGAUGGGAAGUCUGUUGCCAGAAGGUAUAGGGAUGGGAAGUCUGUUGCUAGAAGGUAUAGGGAUGGGAAGUUUGUUGCCAGAAGGUAUAGGGAUGGGAAGUCUGUUGCCAGUGUACAUUGUUUUUAUUAUUACUGAUUACUGCAAUGAUCAUCAUCAUUAUUAUUCUCGUGUUUUGUGUCAGUGCAUGAACAAAUACUGUUGAUGAUUAAUGACAAUGGUCUAGGGCAUUAUGAGAUAUCAUAAUAUUAUACUUAUAACACUCCAACCCUAUAGUUACUUUCUGGACAAGAUUAUGGCUUUUCCUACAAUGUAACCAUGGCAACCAUUGAGCUAGUGCUGACAAAUAUGAAAUCAGUAAUAAAUAAUUUGGCUUGGUUGAAUCUGUUCAAAUAAUGAUAUCAAUCAAGAAUAAGUUAUCAUAGAUACCGCUUGUAACCAUAGUAACUGAGUACAUGCUAACUGUGGAACAAGAAUGGUACACUUUAGAAUUUAUUUCUCUCUCUGAAAGCUGCAAUCUCAUCCCUGAUGUAAUUAUUUUGGAUCUUGACAUUAUAAAUGAUAAUAUACAAGAAGUGCCUGCAGAAAGAUAUGUUUCAUUAAGUUUAUUGUGACAAGUUUUAUUAUUAAACUAGAAUAUUUUUUUAAUUUGAAGUUUACACAAUAUAUGGCUUUUCCAUUGGACGAGAGGCCAGUCACAUGGCACGAAAUUGAAGUUCAUAAGUGUGUGAAUGACAUAAUUUGAUGUUUAUACGUUUUUAUUAGGAUUUCUUGAAAUGAUUACACAUUCGUGGGGAAGCAUUCUGUCUGAUCAUUUAGACCCUUUAAUCUUAACCCCUUAAUAUAAAAGCUUACCUUGUUCAAAUAGUUAACAAGCCUUUGCCGGAGUUAUCUUGGAUGUAUUGAUGUAGUAUUUCCAGUGCUAAGUGAAACAUGGAGAUUUAGGUGUAGACCAGAUUGUCCAGAGAGUUCCUAUUUUAAGUGUGGCAUUUAUUGUACUCUUUAAUAUACUGUUCUGUAUAUAUUUGUGUGACUUAUAGUAAACCGAAAUUGUUGUGCCAUAGACACAUGCUUCCAUCCAAAGUCUGACAAUACUGCACCACAUAUUGUCCAAAUUGUUUGUUAUCUAGUGAGAAUUCUAGCAUUGUCCCUGUUGAGACCACCCUUCCAAGAUAAGGCUAUUACAAAGGUAAAGGGCUUCCAUGCUGGACACGCCUGUACAGACCCAUCUUCCUCUCUGCAGAAUGGGUUAACUUUAUUAGGCAGUGGACCAUUGUGAUUGAGGUUCACUUGAACAGCAGUGAUAAACAUAAUACAGUGAUCCCUCGAUAUACCACUGUCAUCGGGGUCCAAGAGUCCGACUCGCGUUCUAGGAAAGAGCGUUGUACAGAUAUUCAUUGCUGAGGUUCACAUUACGUAAUGAUGGUAGUGAAUGGAACAGUGGCACAAUUAUUUCACAGUGGCAUGGGACAUGUAGAUCUAUGUAACACUGAUCGUGGACGAUGAUUCAAAAUGCAUGCGUAAAAAAAUAAAAAUACUUUGUGUAAAUUAAGCCAAGGUUCACCCCACGGUGCAUCGGGAGUAGCGGUUCAUCGAGAAGCGUUAAGUCGAGGGAUCACUGUAUCAAACUGGCUUUGUAUGCCUUAGACAGUAUCUAGUUGAUUGGGCAUUGGGACGCCAGUAUUGCCAAUAUUGAUGUUUUUUUCUUAUUCUAAUUAUAUUCACAACACUUUUCAUUCAUAUUUUGAAAACCAAAAUAUUAUUUAACUUUACCUUUCUAUUUUCAGUUAAGGCUGUUGCUUUCACAUUUCAUCUGUACCAGUGAAAGUCUGAAAGUUAAUAUCACCUUUUAUGAUUGUAUUUUCCUGAAUUUGAGCAGGUGUGUUUUUGCAAUGUUGUUUACGGAGUAAAUGUUGAUUGGCUGAUGUGCACAGUUUUAUGAGAAGGGCUAGCACUAAUGGCCGUGUUAGUCUUUAUUAUAUACUGCUAAAAUGAAGUUAGGACCAUCCAAUUCUUUCCUAUAACUACAGUUAACUGUAGUAAUAUGAAAGAAUUGAGUUGUCCUUAUCUUUUUUUGGUUGUAUAUAAGAUAACCAUAUUGUGCUAUGUAUCCAAUCUCAUUAAAAGCAGACCUGUUAAUCCGAUUUGAUACCUCUCCAAGAUGGAAGUAUUAAAUCAGAAUAAAAGGCCUGAUUUUAAUGAGAUUGCUAUGUAUUGUGAUAAAGCUGCACCACAUAAAUACACGCUAUCAAAUUGCUGUAUUUCAACUGUUACAUUUUCCCACCAUUUUCCUACACAGUCCAAAACCUCUUGUUGAUUUCUAUGAUAAUCUCAGUUAUUUAGUAACAUUCCUCAAGAAUACAAUGAUAAAUAAUUAAAAAGAUUCACACUGACUUGCCUCCAGUGAUUGUUUACAAAGACCAGUUGACAAUGCAGUCAGUUCAUUAAAGGCUGCAGUUGAAUAUUUUGGAUGUAUUAUGUUUAAUUCCAUAUUUCUGAAAGACCAUGUUAUACAACUAGUUGACCUAUUAGAUCAAUAUGAAUAUUAUGAAAUGUAAUUUAGAAUACAUUUAAACAAAUUAAGAAUUGCAUGUAAGUAACAUAAGGUUUUCAUUUUAUCAAUUACCUUUACUUACGGAUCUGCCAACCGAAAUUUCACAAUUAUGGAUUUACAUUUAAAAGAUUUAUCCAGUAAACCAAUUAAAUAUAGAUAAAGAGACCUUUGACCUUACAAAUGAUUGAAUAAUAAUGUGAGUAUUCUUUCAAGAUUAAAUGUAGCUGCAGUAUGUUUGAUUAUCCUGCUUAUUAUGGAAUUUGUAUUAAGGGAUAUUUUAGUGUCAUCAGCAAGGGAAGUGAUUAUCGUCCUCUAGUCGUUGCUGCUCAGAGAAAAGGAUGUAACAUAUCACAGCAUCUAGCAUGAUGGUUUCCUAACAACUGUUUCUACAGAACUUGUUGUGAGAGACUCCAGUUGUGAACUGGAUAAGACCAUGUUUUCUAUUUGUUACACCAGACUGCCAUUACUUGUCAGACAGGCUUCCAUGUUUAGGAAAUGCUGUUCUUUUUCCACUUUGUAUCACAAUAGGAUGUUGGACAACACUGAAUAAACAUAUGACUUUUA